Molecule: messenger RNA, 1021 nt
Organism: Meleagris gallopavo (turkey)
Lineage: Eukaryota; Metazoa; Chordata; Aves; Galliformes; Phasianidae
Source: RefSeq, a predicted model, not a curated record
CAUCGCCCCGCUUCCGGCGCGUUUCCCGUCGUGCACCGCAGGGCGGUUUGGGAGCGCGGCAAGAUGGCGGACGUUCUGGAUCUGCACGAGCCGAGCGGCGAGGACUUCGCCAUGGACGAGGACGGCGACGAGAGCAUCCAUAAGCUGAAGGAGAAGGCCAAGAAGCGGAAAGGCCGCGGCUUGGGCUCAGGUGAGGGCGUCGCUGCGUUGAAACUCCGCGUCCCGGCGCCGCGCCGCGCCCGCGGGGCUGUGCAGGGCUGUGUGGGGUUCUGCGGGGGGGCUGUGGAGGGUUCUGUGGGCGGCUGUGUGGGGUUCUGUUGGGCUGUGCGGGGCCGAAUGGUGGUUAUGAUGUUGAAAGGGUGUGUCUGGCAUGAAUAGUUACAACCUGUUGUUUUUCUCCCUCCAUGUCUGCUGGACUCGUUUCCAUCUCCCAGGCUCUUUUGCUAAUCAGAGUGAGAAUGCAGAAUCUGCAGGAUGGGAUUCUGAGAAGUUUACCCUCUCAAAUUCACUGGUUAAACUGCAGCUAGGGAAGCAGGAGAAAGAGUUCUGUUUCCUGGUGGGUAUGAGUGCCUCUCACCACCUGUAGAUGAGUUUGCGUAUGGGGCUGCUGAGUCACGGCCUGAACCUCUGAUUGAUCACCUGAGGCGAGCAGUGAGCCAGCCACGGAGCACAGGUGAAGGCAAUUCAGCUGUGCUGCAGGAGGGGGUGGAGCCUGGCUGCACUUCUCCUAGAGCCAUGGAAGAGCUGACCAGCAGUGGGGAAGGGUCUCUGCUGGAGAUCCGCUCCACGGGAGUUUUGCAGUGAGCCCAGGAUAGGGUGAGUGUCUGUCUUUUCCUACUCCAGUAUAAUAAUUACAGGAGAUCAGCCAAGCUCCUGGAUAUAGUACCCCAUCUGUGUUUUCAUUGAUUGUACAGUUGGCGAGCCAGGCAGGCCAAAUAUAGUUUAUAUCCUGGCUUUUUUGUGGAAUUUCUAUAAGUGGGUCAAGGGGGAGAACACCAUUCCCCUAGAUAAAAUGAUCCCU